AUGAGCUAUGGCUUACUUGCAGCAACUGGGAUUAUUUUCACCGGAAUCGCUGUCUUCAGAGCUUCUUAUGAACAUCUGGGAUACCGUGCUGCCACCAUGAUCCGAGGCGGUUUGAUGAGUCUUGUCUUCAAGCACAUGAUGGCUCAGCCUUUGGGAAGUACAGACGAAUCCAGAGCCAUGUCUCUUAUGGGAUCUGAUAUAGAGAUGCUAGCUGAGUACUUCUAUUCGGUCGCGUGUGAGACGUGGGCGAACGUGCUCCAAUUAGCACUAGCUACAUGGUUGUUGGCAACAGAGGUCGGUGCUGUCUGUGUUGCACCCGUUAUAGUUGCGAUCGCAUUUACUACUAGUGCCUUCGCCAUGGGGAAUAUCGUUUCCAGUCGGCAAAGGGACUGGCUUCAGGCCACGGAAAAGCGCAUCACCUUCACAAGUUCCGUCAUGGGUUCCAUUCGAAACGUGAAAUUUCUCGGCCUAUCGGAAAUAAUGAGUUCCAAAAUUGAAGCGUUGCGCUUGGAAGAACUUGUGGUCUCAAAGAGAUUCCGACGAAUUCAGUCAAUCCGUGUUUGCAUGAUCAAUGCUCCCUUAGCGAUUGGACAGCUUGCGACACUGGCUGCCUAUGCAGUAGUUGCUUUGCUGCAGGGCUCUGGCGGUCUAGCCGUUAACCAGGCCAUUACAUCCUUAUCACUUAUAAGCCUGAUGAUUACGCCACUCAGCUAUCUCAUGUUAGCAAUUCCUGAUACAUUUUCUUCAAUAGGUUGUCUGUAUCGGAUCCAAGACUUUCUAAAAAGUCAAAAGUAUAUUGAGAAAAGACUUCUUCCGAAUACAUUGGACAGUCCUUCUCUUUUACAUGAAACUGUUUCCGGGGUUGAACUUUCUACCUUACCACAGCUUCUACCCAUCGAUAACGAUGUUGUCGUCUCUCUUGAAAAUGUCAUCUUUAGUUGGAAAUCCCCCAGCACAUCGGAGACAUCUGGCACAUCGGUCAAGUUGAGAGAAUCCCCUACUGGGAACCUGGUUGUUCUUUUGGGUCCGGUCGGGUCCGGUAAAUCCACUUUCCUCAAGGGUUUGGCAGGUGAAACGCCAGUGUUAAGUGGAGAGCUCUUCGUGAAGUACCCAGACAUCGCUUUCUGUGACGACACACCAUGGCUAUCCAACACAUCGAUACAAAAGAAUAUUGUUGGCGAGGAUUCAGAAUCUGAUUUCGACCCUGAUUGGUACCGCACCGUUGUGAGUGCAUGUGCACUGGACCUGGAUUUCAUGAAAAUGGCAGCAGGCGAUCAGACAUUAGUCGGCAGUAAAGGAUCCAACCUGAGUGGAGGACAGAGACAAAGAAUUGCGAUCGCACGAGCAGCCUAUGCACGCCGACGAAUUGCUUGCUUCGAUGAUGUUCUAAGUGGCCUUGAUAAUUCAACCUCGCGAACCGUGUUCAACAAUGUCUUCGGUCCGGCUGGACUAUUGCGCCGAUUGGGUUGUAUUGUAUUUUUAGCCACACACAGUACUUUCUGUCUACCACAAGCGGACUUGAUUAUGGUCCUUGGUGAAAAUGGAAAAGUAGUCAAACAAGGCACUUAUCGCCAGAUCCAAGGCGAAAUAAAGGGAAGCAUUGAAACGGAUUAUCCUCAACCAUCAAAAAUGGAUAAUGAGGUUGAAGGUGACGAGAAUCUAAAUAUGCCUGUAGAGGCUUCCACUCCUAGCACAAACACCGCUUCGUCUACGAAAGCCCGCCAGCGAAAGUCGACCGAACUGGCUGUAUACAAGUAUUAUUUUUCUGCGCUUGGUUGGUCUCGAGUUGCUAUUUUGCUUCUUUUUACCGUUACUGAGGCUUCGACGAGCGCAUUCCGCUAUGUAUGGGUCAGCAUGUGGUCCUCCAGUAGUGAUAAUGCUUCGCGCCUUGGAUACUGGCUUGGGAUGUAUGGAAUGCUCUCCGUUGUGCAGACUGUUUCGCUUGUUCUUGCUGUAUUUUGGACCUGGGUCGUCAUCGUUCCAUUCGCCUCUCGGAACCUCCACACAACGGUGCUUCGGACUUGCAUGAGUGCCCCUAUGUCCUUCCUAUCAAAUGUAGAUUCCGGUGAUCUUAUCACCCGCUUUAGUCAAGAUAUGAGACUUGUUGAUAUGAUCUUGCCUCGCGGCUUCAUAUCCACAGGCCUUCAACUCUUCGGGGCCAUUGCCCAAGGCGCCACUACGAUAGCUUCUUUGCCCUAUUUGGCAGCGACUUUACCCCUUCUGAUUGGACUCUUGUAUUCCAUUCAAAAGUUUUAUCUCCGAACAUCUUCACAAUUACGACUUCUUGAAAUUGAACUUAAGAGCCCUCUCUACACACAUUUUAUGGAGUCUCUGGCCGGAGUAAAUACAAUCCGAGCUUUUGGUUGGACUCAUCAUACAACAAAUCGGAUGCUAUCAAUUCUAGAUACCGCACAAAGGCCCUAUUACCUUCUACUGUGCAUUCAAAGAUGGCUAAGUCUCGUGCUCAACCUGAUUGUUGCCGGCAUAACUUUGCUACUCGUAGGGCUAUCCAUCCCUCUUCGGUCUAAUAUGGACCCAGGUCUCCUAGGCAUUGCCCUUGUGAUGAUGAUGAAUCUCGGGCUCGUUUUAUCAGAAUUGAUUCAAAACUGGACUCUACUCGAGACAUCUCUGGGUGCAAUUUCCCGUAUCAAAGACUUUGCUGAGCAGACCCCUCGUGAAGAGACUCAGAUCGCCUCUCAGACGGAUAGUCGAGCAACAGAGUGGCUCACAAGGGGUGAAAUUCACUUCCUGGAUACCAGUAUUGCUUGGAACACCGUUGAUCCCAACCCACUUCUCAACAAGAUCAAUAUUCGGAUUGGAGCGGGUGAGAAAUUUGGCCUGUGUGGCAGAACUGGAAGUGGAAAGAGCACGUUGGCACUAUCUCUCCUUCGUCUAAACGAGAUCGUAUCCGGACAGAUUCUCAUCGACGGCCAAGAUAUUGCUUCUAUGUCUCGAUUUUCAAUCCGAGAUCAAAUCAGCUGUCUCAGUCAAGAGCCAUUCAUCUUCCAGGGCACAGUGAGAGAAAAUCUCGAUCCACAAGGCAAGAGUUCUAGCUCGCAAAUUGUUGAUGCUCUUCAUUCCGUGGGUAUCUGGUCUAUUCUCGCAGCGUCUGAGUGUCUUACCGAGGAAAUAUUAAACACAAAGCUAGAUGAGAGCAUCCUAUCACAAGGCCAGAAGCAGCUAUUCUGUCUAGCCAGAGCUUUGCUGAAGAAAAGCAAAGUCUUGAUUUUGGAUGAGCCAACCAGCAGUUUGGAUCCCGAAACAGAUGCCAAGGUGCAGAAUGUGAUUAGGGAAGUUUUUAGUGGCUGCACUGUCAUCAUGGUCGCGCAUCGAAUCCAUACGCUACUUGAUUUUGAUCAGGUGGCUGUCUUGCAUAGCGGUCAAAUUGUAGAGAUGGGCCAUCCCCACGAUUUGCUGGGGAAUCCUGCUGCAGAAUUCACGAAAUUGUCAGCCCUCGAAUCGUGA
Messenger RNA from Penicillium angulare, 3465 nucleotides. RefSeq lists its product as uncharacterized. The coding region runs from base 1 to 3465 and encodes 1154 amino acids. Gene Ontology annotation, molecular function: ATP hydrolysis activity; ATP binding; ABC-type transporter activity. Gene Ontology annotation, biological process: transmembrane transport. NCBI's taxonomy places the organism in Eukaryota, Fungi, Ascomycota, Eurotiomycetes, Eurotiales, Aspergillaceae. The transcript has 14 exons. The record is from RefSeq and is a predicted model, not a curated record. Gene Ontology annotation, cellular component: membrane.